AUGGCCACUCGCCAAAUCACCCGGCGCAUCGCCAUCAGCGCCUCCAUCGCCCUCUUCCUAAUUUUCUUCCUCUUCAUCCGGCCCCAUGGCCCGCCGAGUCCCGCCGUCCGAGCCCCAGGACACAUCGAUCACUCCGCCGCGCCGGGGAUCACCAUUCACGACGAUAUGCUGAACGGGGAGGUGGUGAUGCCCAAGCUGGGCAAUGCGACCGCCAAAGCUGAACUUGGUCGUGCGACUUGGAAAUACUUCCACACCGUCAUGGCGCGCUUUCCUGAAAAACCAACUAUAGACCAACAGGAUGCAUUGCGCUCGUAUAUCCACUUGUUUGCGCGGCUUUAUCCUUGCGGCGAAUGCGCCGCGCAUUUCCAGCAGCACCUCGCCAGAUACCCGCCGCAGGUAUCGUCGCGGAACGCCGCGGCUGGCUGGGCGUGCUUUAUCCAUAACGAGAUCAACGCCAUGCUCGAGAAGCCUGAGUUCGACUGCACGACCUUGGGCGAUUUCUAUGAUUGCGGGUGUGGGGAGGAGGGGGAGAAGAAGGAGGCGGGCAGUGCUGCAUCGCAACAGGAGAGUGAUGGCAGUCCCCAGCACGAGGGCCUGGCCGUGGAGAUCUCGCGGGAAGCGUAA
This is a messenger RNA of Penicillium lagena, 624 nucleotides long. RefSeq names its product flavin-linked sulfhydryl oxidase ERV2. Bases 1 to 624 code for a protein of 207 amino acids. The transcript is spliced from 3 exons. Lineage: Eukaryota; Fungi; Ascomycota; Eurotiomycetes; Eurotiales; Aspergillaceae. Gene Ontology annotation, cellular component: mitochondrion. Gene Ontology annotation, molecular function: flavin adenine dinucleotide binding; flavin-dependent sulfhydryl oxidase activity. The record is from RefSeq and is a predicted model, not a curated record.